This is a messenger RNA of Saccostrea echinata, 2453 nucleotides long. Its product is annotated as hemicentin-1-like. The transcript is spliced from 14 exons. The record is from RefSeq and is a predicted model, not a curated record. The coding region runs from base 23 to 2362 and encodes 779 amino acids. NCBI's taxonomy places the organism in Eukaryota, Metazoa, Mollusca, Bivalvia, Ostreida, Ostreidae.
ACUUUUAUGGUGAAUUAUUAUCAUGCAUUCUAAGAAGUUAGAAACUUUCUUGGUAUUAUUGUAUAUUUUUCAUUACGGACAUGCAGAUACAACAGUAUUGUCAUCUCCAAGUUAUUCGAAGCCACCAGUUACAAACGACCAAAAUGAAGCAACAACUGAAAAUUUGUCAAAUGUAACUGUAACUCCAACGAAUUCAGCUGCUGGUAAUAUUACCAUUGGGAAAGGAGUAUAUGUGUUUGCUUCUGGUUCAAACCUCUCAAUCACCUGUACUUACAAGCGUCAGACUACCUUCAGCAAUGCCGAUAUACAAAAAUUGGCAUUUUAUGACAACUUUAACAACAAAUUUGAUACUAACAGAGGAUUCACACAGGACCCCAAGAUGAAGGAUAUGUAUACUAUAACUGUAACCUUGAUGAAAGAAAAAGUUUCUCGCUCAGAUGCUGGAAAAUAUGUUUGUAAAUAUGAAGGUGUACCUGAUAUUCAUACAGAAGUUGUGGUAGUACACUUUACUACAACCCCUGAUGAGUACAACACCACUCUUGGCAAUAAACAAAACAACAAAUUGGAAUGCAAGUACACAAUAAGUCAAGAAAAUGUUACUGGAACAAGUCAAACAUUUCAAAUAGAACAGAAGUGGAAAAUGGGAGAUAACCUUGCAACCAGUGUUUCUGAUAGACACAAACUCAAUGGAAGCAGCAUACUCACAAUUGAAAAAGCAGAGUGGAGUGAUGUUGGCCCAUACACCUGUGAAGUGAAAUUAAUUUGGGGAAGUUCUUCGGCGAUCGUCUCUACAAUUGUUCCACUGAAAGGAGAACCAAAAAUUGGGAAAAUGGAUACCUCAAAGAAUGUAGUUCAGGAAGAUGAUGUAGAACUAAAAUGUCCGGUCACAGGCUUUCCCUACCCAACUAUUACUUGGAAAAAAGAUGGUCAGCCCCUCCCUCAAGACAGAAGAAUCUCACUGGCUGCUGCAGAUAAUAAAUAUGAAAAUGCCAUUCUGUACAUCAACAAUCUAGAGUUUGAAGAUAAGGGAGAAUAUACUUGUAAUGCAACCAAUGAGGUGAACCCAUCUGGAGUAGGGGCUACAAUCACACUACGGGUUAAAGACAAGUUUGCAGCUUUGUGGCCAUUCCUGGGAAUUGUAGCAGAGGUCAUUGUACUGUGCAUCAUUAUCUUUAUAUAUGAGAAAAAGCGAAGCCGUGAAAUGGAGGAUGAAGCUGAUGGCGGUGAUGAUAUUGCAAAUGCUGAUGACCACAAAGGAAAAGAUGUCCGAGAGAUUUUAAUUCAGGGAGAAGGGAUAAAAUGGUUCAAAGAAAACUCAUCAUUUGAGAUCUUUUGUUCAUACAGCAAUGGGCCAAUUUCUGAUGAUAUGUUGAAAUUUUUUGAUGUAUCUGGCAAUGAAUUGGCUGAGGACAGAGGUUUCUCGAGGACUGUCCUCAGCUCCACUCAGAAUCAGGUCAAUAUCUCUCUGGCCAAAGACAGGAUUCAAACCGAUGACAUUGGUAGAUACAUCUGUAGAUAUGGAAAUGGUCCAUCUAUAUAUGUCCAUGUUGCUGUUGUCCAAGUAAACACAACACCACAGAUGUUCAACCAAACAUUAGAACCCCAACAGGACUACACCAUUUCCUGUGUGUUCCGUGCUGUACUAGACAAUGAGACUAAAGAUAUGGUUGGGUCUUCAAAAGUGAAUUGGUUUAAAAACAACAUUGCAGCUGAACAAAUUUCAACCAGGCACAUUGCUAAUAAAAGCAUGCUGACCAUUAAAAAUGCAGUCUGGUCAGAUAUUGGACUCUAUAGCUGUGAUUAUACAGUUUCUUGGGGUACAAAUAGUACGUCUGUAAUACAUAGUACAGUGGCUUUUAAAGGAGAGGUGAGGAUCAAUGAGAGGAGUCUCCCGAAGUCGGUUAACCUGAUCCAGGAUGAGGACCUGGAACUGACUUGUCCAGUGUCCGGAUAUCCCUAUCCAGAUGUGACUUGGCAGAUUGAUGGGAUGAAUAUUAGCCCUGAUAACAGAAGAACUGUAUCAACAGACCCCACUCGAAAGUAUCAGAAUGCUGUAUUAAAGGUGUUUAAAGUGCAGUUUGAAGACCGGGGAAAAUAUACUUGCACAGGAAGUUCAGAUUUAAAUACAGUGACAUCAUCACUCAUCACUGUUAGAGUAAAGGACAAAUAUGCAGCUGUGUGGCCUUUUAUUGGAAUAGUUGUGGAAGUCAUUGUGUUGGGUCUUGUUAUUUUCUUAUGUGAGAAGAGGAGGAAACACAGAGAAGAACAGGCAGAGGCAAAUGCUGAACUAGAUAAUAUUGCAUCAAAACGAACUAGUGAGAAGAGACGUUCAGAUGUCCGACAAAGAAGCACCACGCAGUAAACAUCACUAACAGCUGUGAUAGACUUCAGCAAUAAACAUCACAAUCAAAUGUCAUGGAGACAUCAUAAUCAUAAUCAGCUGUGAUCAACUG